Diospyros lotus (date-plum) is the source of this 504-nucleotide messenger RNA. RefSeq lists its product as uncharacterized. The transcript is spliced from 5 exons. Gene Ontology annotation, cellular component: integrator complex. Gene Ontology annotation, biological process: snRNA processing. Bases 16 to 504 code for a protein of 162 amino acids. The record is from RefSeq and is a predicted model, not a curated record. Lineage: Eukaryota; Viridiplantae; Streptophyta; Magnoliopsida; Ericales; Ebenaceae.
UCUCUUCGCAGAAAAAUGUGGCAGCAACCAUGCAUUGUUUUUUGCUCACACUGGAGCCUGCGGCUUGGACCUGUUGUUUAUUUGCUUCGCCGUUGGUCUGGGGAUCAAAAUUCUUUACUUGUCAUGGAGAAAGGAGUAGAUGCUGAUUUGGCUCUCUUACCUUUCAAGCCAAUGGCAAUGAAGAUCCUGCAAUGCUCAUUUCUUUGUGGAAUGAGGAUGCAGAAAGUUCAACCUUUGUUGAAGAUGUUACAACCAAAACUUGUAUUGUUCCCUGAAAAUCUGAGGCGGUGUUUUGAGUUUUCCUGCACAACGUUGCAGAAGAUGGGGAUUAAUGCUUCUGUUGAACAAGGCUCGAAUAAUUCCAAAUCAGAAUACAAGGUACAUGUUGAGCCCAAUAAGGCCUUAAUUGAGGUUGAAGCUGGACGUACUGUUAUUAGCUCAACUGAUGAGAAAUUGGCUGCGUCCAUUUUCGGAGCCAUCGCCAGUUGUUUGGAGGGCAUUUAA